Molecule: messenger RNA, 417 nt
Organism: Staurois parvus
Lineage: Eukaryota; Metazoa; Chordata; Amphibia; Anura; Ranidae
Source: the annotation of a GenBank genome assembly
GAAAAACAAGAAAAAAAAAUAUUCUGAACCAAUGGACUGCAGACACACAGUACAGGAGAUGACCAGAGACUGCAGACACAGUACAGGAGAUGACCAGAGACUGCGGACACAGUACAGGGAGAUGACCAGAGACUGCGGACAUAGUACAGGAGAUGACCAGAGACUGCGGACAGUACAGGGGAUGACCAAAGACUGCGGACACAGUGCAGGGGAUGACCAGAGACUGCGGACACAGUACAGGGGAUGACCAGAGACUGCGGACACAGUACAGGAGAUGACCAGAGACUGCGGACACAGUACAGGGAUGACCAGAGACUGCAGACACAGUACAGGAGAUGACCAGAGACUGCUGACACAGUACAGGAGAUGACCAGAGACUGCAGACACAGUACAGGAGAUGACCAGAGACUGCGGACA